Molecule: messenger RNA, 1380 nt
Organism: Penicillium paradoxum
Lineage: Eukaryota; Fungi; Ascomycota; Eurotiomycetes; Eurotiales; Aspergillaceae
Product: FAD-dependent oxidoreductase
Exons: 4
Coding region: 1-1380 (459 amino acids)
Molecular function (GO): FAD binding
Source: RefSeq, a predicted model, not a curated record
AUGGCCGCGUUCAAAGUGAUCAUCGUCGGCGGUAGCAUCGCCGGCCUAGUACUAGCCAACAUGCUCGAACGGUACGGGAUAGACUAUGAGCUUUUAGAGAAACACGACACGAUCGCACCCCGGCUUGGUGCUGGAUACUCAUUGCUCCCGCAUGGUUCGCGGAUUCUCGACCAACUGGGCUGCUACAAUGUGCUGGAGAAGCUCAGCACACCGAUCAACACAGUAUCUGGCUAUGAUGAGCAUGGAAUUCGCUGUGCGAAUUUGCCGGGAUAUGGGGAGUGGAUGGAGAAAACGCUUGGGUACAAGAUGCGGUUCCUAGAGAGGUAUCAGGUUGUGAAGGCACUUUACGAUAAUCUAGGUGAUAAGUCGAAGGUUCAUACUUCUUGCGCUAUUUCGAGUAUUCACUCGACAGAUGACGGGGUUAGAGUUGAGACAGAUGGACGUGUCUAUGAAGGUGAUAUUGUUGUUGGUGCAGAUGGUGUUCACAGUUAUGUCCGCCAUGAGAUGGAUCGUCUGAGAGAAGCCAGUGGGAGUUUGGGCCAAGAGAACAGCUUCGUAUGCAACUAUCGUGCCAUUUUUGGUACAUCCGUGGCGCCUGAAGGCUUGGUUCAAGAGGAGGCAUUCAAGGGCCACAGAAGCGGUCGCAGCUAUAUGUGCUCCCCUGGCCUUGAUGGGUUGAUUUACUGGAUCGCCAUGUUCAAAAAUGACGAGAAAACGAGAGGAAACUCGAUCCCUCGAUACACGGCCAGAGACCGCCAUGAACUAGCUGCCCGAUAUGCCGACGACAUUAUCAAGCCAGGGGCUACAUUUGGUGAAUUGUAUCAGAAGGCAAUAGCCACUUCUCUUGUGUCUCUAGAGGAAGGGGUGCUCUCAUGUUAUCACAAAAGGAUUGUGCUGGUUGGUGAUUCGUGGCACAAGAUAAAUCCUCUCACUGGUCAAGGAGGUAACACCGCAAUCUCCGGCGCAGCCUGUCUGGCAGAUGAAUUGAAGAAUCUUCUCGAUCGCAACGACAAGCCCAAUAAAGCCAGCAUCGAAGAAACCUUUGCGCGUUAUCGACAGGCCCGGGAGAUCGUCACCAGGCAACUGGUCAAGGGAGCGCACGUCAUGCAACAGAUGGAAGCUCUGGAGACGCCACUUCUCAGAUUCAUUCAAUUGAAACUCAUAAGGUUUGUAUCUGUUAAAAUGAUCGCCAAUCAGUUGAUUGAGGCUUUUACUUCCGGCAUACCUCUUCAGCAUCUGCCCCUUCCUUCCCGCCGAGGCACUGUGCCUAUUCGCCGCCAACUUGAAGUGGAACCGGAAGGCCGAACAAACAUUGUUUCAAAACUCUGGGUUCUACUGCUUCCGCUCAUACCAAUGGUGUAUCAUUUCCUGCUAAAGUGA